Messenger RNA from Cucumis melo (muskmelon), 1629 nucleotides. RefSeq names its product methyl-CpG-binding domain-containing protein 11. The coding region runs from base 117 to 1208 and encodes 363 amino acids. The record is from RefSeq and is a predicted model, not a curated record. Gene Ontology annotation, molecular function: DNA binding. NCBI's taxonomy places the organism in Eukaryota, Viridiplantae, Streptophyta, Magnoliopsida, Cucurbitales, Cucurbitaceae. The transcript has 2 exons.
UAUAUAUACAUAAAGAGAGUCAAUAGAAGCAUUUUGACUCUCGUAGGCAAAAGCAUAUUGGAACACGAACGGUUCUUCCAGCAGUCUACUCUCUCUUCACAAACUGAAAGAAAAAGAUGGAAAACGAAGUGGCUCUGCAGAACAAGGAACACCCUGAAAACCCACUUGAAGGAUCUAAAGAUGAAGUUUCUUUUCAGCUUCCAGCUCCACCUUCUUGGAAGAAACUGUUUUCACCAAAGAAGGGAGGUGCACCAAGGAAGAAUGAUAUUGUAUUUAUAGCACCUACUGGUGAGGAGAUCAGUAACAGAAAACAGCUCGAGCAGUACCUAAAAUCACACCCUGGAGAUAUUACAUUAUCGGAUUUUGAUUGGAGUACAGGUGAGACACCCAGGAGAUCUACUAGGAUUAGUGAGAAGGCCAAGGCUACUCCACCACAGGAAGAGCCCCCAAAGAAACGAGCAAGAAAAUCUCCAGGUUCAAAAAAGAAGGAACACAAUGAAACAGAGAAAUCCGACGGUGAAAAGGAAUGUAAAAUUAAAGAUGCUGAAAUGUCUGAGAAGGACAAUGCUGAAAGAGAAAAUGAGAACUCCAAGGAUGAAGAACCUAACAAAGAAGAUGAAACAAAACGAAAAGAACUUGAAACUGCCAAGGGUGAAGAGCCUAAAAAUGAAGAUGAAAAAACAGAAAAAGAAACUGAAACUGCCAAGGAUGAAGAGCCUAAAAAAGUGGAUGAAACCAAAGACAGAGAGAUUGAAGCUUCCAAGGAUGAAGAGGCCAAUAAGGAAGAUAUAGAAUCAAAAGAAACAGAACAGAAAAAUGCCACGGAAACCAAGAACGGGCAGUUAGAUACCGAGGAUGGCAAAAAAGUAGAAGAUCAAAGUCGUGAGAAUGUUCCAAAUCAAGAGGUUGCCACAGCUGGUGAAAAAGUGACUUUGGAGGUUGGUCAAGACAAAGAAAACGGGCCAGAAACUGAAGCAGAGAAAGCUAUCGAUUCAUGCUGUAUGAAACAGGAAAAGCCAAACCUUGGUACUACUAAGGAAAAUGGGGUUGCUGAACAAGAAAAGUGCAGGGGAACCGAAAGACCACCAGCAUCUGAGGGAACAAUCACGGAAAAUAAAGACACACAAAAGCACGAUGGAAAACAUGAAAUCCAGGGUGAGAACAGAGGGAGCGAGAACUUGAGCGAGGUGACUGCAAUCAGUAAGUAAAAUAAGUUAUAUUUCUCCAAUACCCCCUCCCCCACAUCUCCGGUUAUCCUCACAACUUGCACAGCCAAAUGGACUUGCCACCACCCUUUUGUAUGUUGGCUGGUUCUCUCCUUUUGUAACUUUGAAAUUGCUGCAAUGACUGUAAUUUUAAUGUUGUUAAGGCUAGACUUGGUUGGGAAAAAAAAAAAGUUAACGAUUCUGAUGGUAGAUGAGAUGUAGUUUUCCUUUUUUUUUUUUUUUUUUUUGUUUUCUUUUUGGCUUGGUAGAAUCCCAAGCCAACUGACUGUUGUUAUUAGUGAAACUUGAUCACAUGUAGUUUUUGUAUUUCCUUUAUGUCAUAAGUAGGUUAAAUUUACCAUCUCUGACAUCAGGCAUUUGUAUCGUUGGAUUAUAAUAAAUGAAGUAGAAGAAGUUUCCAGUA